GGAGGCAAGUUGGUGUGGAAAGAAUAGGGUUGUCGAAUGUGGAAUGUCCAGCUUAGAGUGAGUCGAUACGUUUGAACUUCCUUCUUAGAACUAAAUUUGCGAGAUAUGUAACCCAAGGCAAAGGCAAUUCCGCAAUCUAUGCUUCUGACGUUAGUAGAUGGUCAAUUGAUAUCUUUUUUUUUCUUAAAAUGGGUCAAUUGGUAUUUUUGGUCUGGGAAAGGGGUCAUCCAUACAAAUUUCCGAAAAUGGACAUUGAUUACAGAAUGUAGAGAAACUAACAUAGACAAGUUUGAAAGGGUCGAAGUCGAGGUUGGGGGAAGAAGUGAUGGCGAAACGAAGUUGAAGCAGUGCUAAACAAAACUGAAGCUUGAUACACGAGUUUGAGAGAACGAUUGCACAAAGUUGAGAGAAAGUGAGGAGUGCGAAAGACAAAACGAAUUGGAACGAUCAUUUUUUUUUUUAAGUAGGGUAGUUAUGGUAUUUUACAAGGCAAAAAAGUGUUUUUUAUGGGUUAUUUUUUAAAAUUUCCUCCCUCCGUCGGAAGAAGAUUUCGAUACAUCGGCUCACGGUAGAACGGCUUUGAGAGGUAUAUGCUUCGAUCCUCCGAUCUUCAAUGGUGAAAAGCUUACAGGGCGGAGGGCAAAACCUCCCUGCUGACGUGACGCAGGUCAUUGAUCAGUUGGAGCGCCACUGCUUGGCUCCCGAUGGAUCUCUCGUCUCCAAACCUGCCCACUACGAUCUACAGCUCGCCAGAGAAGAAAUGUCGAGGGAAAGGUUGCGUUAUUUGGAAGCCAUGGCAAUCUAUUGUGAAGCAAUUGCAAUGGUGGAAGAGUACCAGCAGGCUGUUUCAAUGGCGAACCUUGGAGGAGUUCGAGAUGUUCAGGCGCUUUAUCCACAGCUAGGCUUGAAGAAUUCGCCUCAGGUUUAUGAGACUCUUGAACACCGAAUGGUAGUGGCAGAAGCAUCUCAAAGAUUGAGGCUUCCUCUUAUAUCAAAGGACGGUGAAAUCCAUGAGGAAGAGAUCGAGAAGCUAUCUCGAAGUUCCCUUGAUAGUACAAGCACUAGUGUUACAAUAAGCUCAAGCACUAAUUCAACAAAUUAUGCAAGUGCUAGCAGUACUGGAAGCAUUGUGAACAAUAGUCUUUCAGUAAGCUCAACUGAUACUGCAGAACCUGGAGUAGGUGGUGUUCCCAAUCGCUUUCUUGGAAUUACACCUGCAUUUUUAUGGCAAACACAGCUCCAUCAAACGCCUUCCACGGAUAUGGCCGAAUAUCAAAUGGCUCUUUCUCGUGAGAUAGAUUCUCGUCUGAAGACUAAAUGUGAUAAAGUAGCUGAUGCUUUUAUUAUGGAUGAUAUUGAGUCAUCAUCUGGGCAUCAUAGCUCUAGUGCUCGGCUUCCAGAGAGGGUUAAGUUGAUCAUCGAGGAAAUUGAAAGGGAAGAAGCAGCUUUACGGCAAGAGCUUUACUCGGCAGACAGAAAGUUCGCUGAAUAUUACAAUGUUCUUGAGCAGAUAUUGGGAGUACUAAUAAAGCUUGUUAAAGAUUUGAAGUUGCAGCAUCAACAUAAAUAUGACGAUCUCCAGAAAACAUGGCUGUGCAAAAGGUGUGAGACCAUGAAUGCAAAACUGAGUGUAUUAGAGCACGUUCUCUUGCUAGAAACUUACACUCAGGAAUCUAUACCAGCCCUUCAUAAAAUAAGAAAAUAUCUUGUUGAAGCUACGGAGGAAGCUUCUAUUUCUUACAACAAAGCAGUUACUCGUCUCCGUGAGUAUCAAGGUGUAGACCCUCAUUUCGACAAUAUUGCAAGGCAGUACCAUGAUAUUGUGAUGAAACUUGAGAAUAUGCAAUGGACAAUACAUCAAGUUGAGAUGGACUUGAAACGCUUGCCAGAUCAAUCAAGUACCUGAAACAUAUUACAUAGAAUUUAAUUCUUUUGUUUGUAAUUGCUUCUUUUUGUUGUAUUAUGAAUUAUGAUUUGCUUGAAGUUAAUUUUUAUCAGCAGCCUGUUCAUAAUGUAUUGUUUUGCUCUCCAACUUUGUCUUCUCAAAUGGAUGGCUUAAAUUAGUACCAUGGCAAUGUUACUUCUGCAAAA
Molecule: messenger RNA, 2091 nt
Organism: Cucumis melo (muskmelon)
Lineage: Eukaryota; Viridiplantae; Streptophyta; Magnoliopsida; Cucurbitales; Cucurbitaceae
Product: AUGMIN subunit 4
Exons: 13
Coding region: 614-1906 (430 amino acids)
Biological process (GO): spindle assembly
Cellular component (GO): HAUS complex
Molecular function (GO): microtubule minus-end binding
Source: RefSeq, a predicted model, not a curated record